UAACGAAGACAUCAGCAAAGCACAUUUAGAAGAAUCAGGAAGUGCUAUCAUAUUUCACUACGGCACUAUUAAGAUAUACAAUCAAGUGACCAAGAUUUACCCACAUGGCUGUAACAACCACUUUUACAGUUUUUGAGCUGAAUGAUACAAUAGAUCUUGGGAAUUCCACAGACAACUUAAACGACACAGAGGAAACCUUCUGUGCAGAGGAUGAGGGGAUCGGCCUGCAGACCAUUCGUGUCGUGUUCAAGCCCCUGCUGUACAGCUUGAUCUUUCUGCUGGGUAUGGCAGGGAAUGGCCUGAUGAUGACUGUCCUCCUGAGACGCUGGCGCCUCCUGCGCAUCACUGAGAUCUACCUGAUGCACCUCGCCCUGGCUGACCUCAUGCUCCUUAUUACAUUUCCUAUUGAUAUAGUUGACAGUAUCAAAGGUUGGCUGUUUGGGGAGUUCCUCUGCAGGCUGACAGGCCUGAUGAGAAAUCUUAACCUCCACUGUGGGUGUUUCCUUCUUGCGUGCAUUGGGUUUGAUCGCUAUUUGGCUAUUGUUCAUGCUAUUCCUAGUAUGCAGAGCCGACGUCCAAGAACGGUGCACCAAACAUGCAUUUUGUUAUGGCUGGUGUGUUUUGGUUUAUCAAUACCUAAUGUUGUGUUUCUUUCUGUAGAAGACACACAUGCACACAGACUCUCCUGCUCCUAUCAUCUUCAUGGUAUAAAUGCAAACAACUGGGUUUUGGCCAGCAGAGUCUUUGAUCAUGUGUGUUUUUUCCUACCUCUGGCUGUCAUGAGCUAUUGUUACACGGCAGUGGUGGUUACUUUGCGCAGCAGUCAAAGAAGCCAUGCAAAAAAAGGAGCAAUUCGACUGGCUUUACUUGUCACUCUUGCGUUUUUCUACUGUUGGCUACCUUAUAAUAUCACCUUACUGAUAAAAACGAUGGUAGACCUGAAAUUAAUUGAAACCUGUGAACUUUCUGUCCAACUGCUAUCAGCCCUUGAUGUGACAAAGGGACUGGGAUUCUCACACUGCUACCUGAACCCUUUCUUGUAUGCCUUUGUGGGAGUGCGGUUCCGCAAAGACUUAAUACAAUUACUUUAUAAGCUGGGCUGCAGCCGCGUUUGCCUGCCUUUCAUCAGAGCUCAGGGUCACAGUCGACCGUCCAUUUCUGAUGGAGCAACAACCAGCAGCACCAUCCUCAUCUAAUUAACUCUUGUACUACAUCAGCUGUAAUUAAAUGCCUUUGUUCUCUUCUUCAGCAUUUCUUUUGGAAUUAUUUUUUAAAUUUUAUCAGAUGUUUUGACAUUAUAACACCCAUUACAACUUUAUGAUUGCAUUUAAAAUAUGUCUUAUUUACCCAGUCAAGGAAAAAAAAUUCUUGUUGCAUGGAAUCGGUUUUUGUUUGUAUUUUAGCUUCUGCUGCUUGAAUUUAAUAAAGAUGUCAUUAUAUUACACAGCCACUGUGUCCCUUUGUCAAUGUUAUUAAACAACAAUAAUUGACAACACAAUAACCAAAACUAAAACCACCUUAGAGAUCAGUAUUAUUCUAUUUUUAGACUUCUAUUAAAACACUGUUAUACAGAACAACUGCAAACAAUCACAAAUUGCAUCUUAUAUACAGCAAGUAUAUAUUAUAUAUAAUUCCUUUGCACAACAGUUUGGUAGUUGGAGAAAAUAAAUCAAUGAUAUUAAAACAAAUAGAAAUUUGAGGCACUCCUCUCCCGACUGCCACUCUGUUCCCAUGACAAGUACACACAUCUUUGAAAUAUACAUAUUUUACAGUAUUUUAGAAAAUGGCUUCAGAUUUGUUAUUGAACUGUGUUACAGUGCUUUUAAAUAUUCAAUUUUAACUAGCUGUAUUCCAAAAUUUAAAGAUUAUCAUUGGAUAUAUUGUUUUUACAGUUCCUCUUUUCAAAUAACUGCAAGAAUAAUGAAAAAAAUCAGACACAAUGGGAAGGUGACCUAGUGGACAUGUUUUUUGUGUUUUGUUUUU
This is a messenger RNA of Plectropomus leopardus (leopard coralgrouper), 1983 nucleotides long. It is a transcript of the gene cxcr5, whose product is annotated as C-X-C motif chemokine receptor 5. Lineage: Eukaryota; Metazoa; Chordata; Actinopteri; Perciformes; Serranidae. The record is from RefSeq and is a predicted model, not a curated record. Gene Ontology annotation, cellular component: external side of plasma membrane; membrane. Gene Ontology annotation, molecular function: C-C chemokine receptor activity; C-C chemokine binding. Gene Ontology annotation, biological process: cell chemotaxis; G protein-coupled receptor signaling pathway; calcium-mediated signaling.